Molecule: messenger RNA, 960 nt
Organism: Mollisia scopiformis
Lineage: Eukaryota; Fungi; Ascomycota; Leotiomycetes; Helotiales; Mollisiaceae
Exons: 1
Coding region: 120-740 (206 amino acids)
Cellular component (GO): mitochondrial large ribosomal subunit
Molecular function (GO): structural constituent of ribosome
Source: RefSeq, a predicted model, not a curated record
CCCCUGAGUGGCAGCCUUGAAAGCCUUAGGUAAUCAACGACUACCAAAAAUUCCGAGCAUCGAAAGAGCUUCAAAAUAUUAUUCUGCAGUACAGUUCAGCAGCUUCGCUCCUCUCAGCAAUGGACACACGGCUGAUUCGGAGGCCUGUUCUCGAUCUCCUCUCCGGCCGAAGCCAAUGUUUAUUCUCUCUCAAUGCCGCAUCACGACGAAAUGAAUCCUCAUAUCGACGCACGAAGCAACGUUUAAACAUCAAGCCAGACUCGUCCUUCCUCAACUCGAAACAUUCUCCAAACCAAGACCACAUUAUCUUCAAUCCUCCCUCAUCUGCUCCUUCAGUUCUACACACCCCAUUGAAGUUCCUCCCGAAAGAAGACAAGCGACGGCAACUGCUCGCGUCGACGGCAACGAGACAUCAAGCUACUGACUCGAUCUUACCACCACCAGUGCACGUCAAGCGUUCAGUACCACAUCACCACUUGAGCGAGGCAGAUGUUCGAGAGAUUCAGAGGCUAAAGCGUGAAGAGCCAGAUAAUUGGACUUGUGCGAAGCUUGCAAGGAAGUUCAAUUGCUCGACAUUUUUCGUCAGUAUCUGCUUGACUCAAUGCGGUGUCGAUAACACGCAGAAGAAGAAGGAGAUGCAGGAGAAAUUGGAAGCUAUCCAGGCGCGAUGGGGACCAAGGAGACGAAAAGCACGGGAAGAGCGGGCGAAGAGAUAUGAGCUUGCGAAUAGGGGCGAAUAGAUGUAUAGAUGGAUGGUGGGGAAGCCGUACGAUAUAGGUGGUGGACUGGUUAUGAUCGCUCCGCAGAGAAUAUGCUGCAGCUUAGAUGGCGCUGACUCCUCUGUGUUGAGUAAUGCUGCUUGUAAAGACCAGCACAGAUCACGCCACACUUUACUUUGUACAAGAAGCAUUUGCGGUGGAGCAGUGGCGUUGGAAAAAUGUAUGAAUAUGUAUAAAGACG